UGUCUCAUGUCAGUGUUCUAGUUUUGCUUCUUCUGUCUCAUUAGGUCUAAUUUCUCCCGGCUGUGUUCCCACCUGUUCCUCGUUCCCUCGUGUGUAUUUAUAGUGUGUGUCCUCCAGUGUUCAGCAUCACAUCGUAACCUCAACUUUCUGUGUUUUUUUUCUGUGCUCCCAGUCUCUGGUCUUUAGGUUUUCCUAGUGUUUUGUUAUUAGCUUUGUUUUUUCAAUUUAGGUCUGUUUUUCCGAGUUUAUGUUUGGAGUUUCUGCCACUGCGCAAUAAAGCUGCCUCUUUUAGUUCACUGUGAGUCGAGCGUUUGGGUCCUCUUCUCCUGCCUGCACACAGCACACCUGAGAAGAUGAUCUGCAGGAUCCUCCUCAGCCUCAGCUCCUGUGUCUUUGGAUCAUUUGUAGUGAAUGUGACUCAGACCUCCUGUCAGGCAGAGGAGAACCACAACAUCACACUGGAGUGGACGUUCACAGUAGAAACAGGCAGAUCUCCCACAUAUCUAAACAUCUACUGUGAACUGAUAACUGAUAAUAAACUCUCACUCCUGUAUCAUGUCCGUGAUGGUGCUGAAGUCUCAGAGUCUCAGGAUGAAAAGUUUUCAGGACGAGUUCAGAGUGACAGAGACGCCCUCAGAGAAGGACGAAUCAGACUUCAGCUGUGCAGACUCAGGACUGAGGACUCGGGUCGAUACAGAUGUGAAGUAAACACAGAUUAUGGUCUCAGCUCUGCGAGCUGUAGACUCAACGUCACUGCAGCUGCUGAUCAGCUCCAACCUCAGGGACCAACUUCACCAUCACAAGAAGAGAGAAAGGACUGGAAGAUUAUUAUAAUUGUCCUGACAGCAGCAGCAGCAUUAUUAUUAGCUCUGCUGAUGGUUUGUCCUUUACCUUGGGUCAUGCAGAGAAAGAAACAAAAGAGACCAAACUUCUCUGCUUGUGUAAAACUCCAAAAACUCUCAGGGACAGAGUCUCAAAACCAGCAUACUUCCUGCCUUUGACAUCUGCUUUAAGUAUAAUAAGUUACUUGUUGAUAUGAACUGUGUAAAUGGUUCUUAUAGAGCCCUUGCGCUCAAAGUACCUUAUACAGCAGGCCUCAUUCCCCCAUUCACAUUCAUUCUACAUCAGAGAGACCAAACAGCCACUUCACAAGCGCAUGGCACAACAUAGAAGAGCCACCUCCACAGGACAAGACUCAGCAGUCCAUCUGCAUC
This is a messenger RNA of Oreochromis aureus, 1214 nucleotides long. RefSeq lists its product as uncharacterized. NCBI's taxonomy places the organism in Eukaryota, Metazoa, Chordata, Actinopteri, Cichliformes, Cichlidae. Gene Ontology annotation, cellular component: external side of plasma membrane. Bases 354 to 1001 code for a protein of 215 amino acids. The transcript has 4 exons. The record is from RefSeq and is a predicted model, not a curated record. Gene Ontology annotation, biological process: negative regulation of T cell proliferation; cell surface receptor signaling pathway; cellular response to lipopolysaccharide.